Nicotiana attenuata is the source of this 1139-nucleotide messenger RNA. RefSeq lists its product as uncharacterized. The coding region runs from base 297 to 854 and encodes 185 amino acids. The record is from RefSeq and is a predicted model, not a curated record. The transcript has 3 exons. Lineage: Eukaryota; Viridiplantae; Streptophyta; Magnoliopsida; Solanales; Solanaceae.
CGUAAACAUUUCAACUAUAGGCGACACAAAACACUAGAGACGUGCCUCAUUGUAAAAUCCUAUACGUGGAUGUUGUAUUCAACGCAAUCCCAAUGUCCCAACUAUAAAUACUCUCACCUUCCUUUCUGUCUCUUUCUCCAAACAAUCUAACAAUUUCACUCUCCAUUCAAUUGAUUCAGUAAUCGGUUAUUUACUGACAAAUUAAAGAACUUAAACCCGUCAUCAAACCAGACUUAUAUCAAGAUAUAGUCUUGUAUACAUAACAUUGGAGUAUAAAGGGGAUUAAUUUGGGGGAAAUGGGUCAGGCAUUUCGUCGAGCAACUGGAAGGAUCGGAAGUUCUAACGUCGAUGCGGCAUCGUCUCAACUGAAGAAACCCAUCGACCGGACACCCCCGCCCGUGCCGGCGGCGAUUAAGACCCCUUCCGAUAAUGUUGCUCCAGUUGCCGGUAGCAGCCCAAAGGAUGCUGUUGGAGAAACCCUUGAAGAGAGAGAUCCCAAGUUUGAUGCAAUGCUUGGUCAAAUGGUUGGUAGAAUUCAAGCUAAGCCUGGUGGGAAGCUAGAGAUGGGUGAGGCAUCAGUGGUGGAGAAGUAUGAUAGAGCUUUACCUAAGCUAAGGAAUACAACAUCAGAGUCUAGCAGAUACGAGGAAAGGCCUGCUCCUCCAGGUACGUUGAAUGUGGCACAAAUAAGAGAAAUUAUACUCCUGCAUCAAGGCAGAGCUGAUGAUCAUAAAGGGUCCAUGGAUAUCAACCAGAUUGCUCAGCGGUUUCGAGUUGAUGCCGCGCAGAUUCAGAGGAUUCUUCAGUUUGUAUCAUUGCCUCCGGAGGACACAAGCAAAAAGCGGAGCACCUGAGAUGUCUAUCAUAUUUUUUAGCCAGUGAUGGAUAGUUCAAAGUAAUGAGGGAGUUGCCACUUCCCCAGAGGUGGUUUCCAUUAUGCAUCAAUUUUAUCACAAUUUUGCAGCUAUAAGUUCUUCUGUUGUAAUAAUGACCUACAAGCAUAAGCCUGGAGAAAUAUGAGUGCAGUUGCCAUGAUAUCUGUAGAAAUUGAUCCUAAUGAUAUUUAUUGUACCAGAAGAGGACCCUUUUGUUCUUCACAUUCGAGAUGCUUAAUUUUGCAGUCAGCACGAUGUUGUUCU